GUGUCUGCUCCGGUCGCUCCCAUGGCUCAGCUGGCGCCCUACUUUAAGCCGUCUCUCCCAUUUACUGGCUCUAUUCAUGGCAGUCUUCGUGAUGGCUUGAUGGUUAUCAUCAGUGGAACUGUUCUUCCUCCAUGUGACAGGUGUAUGCUUGUUCCAGAUAGACUUUCAGUGUGGAUCCUGCCCAAUUCCUCAAGCUGAUAUUGCUUUUCAUUUUAACCCACGAUUCGAAGAAGGUGGAUAUGUGGUUUGCAAUACUUUUGAAAGACAGACUUGGGGAAGAGAGGAGAGGAAAUAUGAAAUGCCUUUUUUUAAAGGUCACCCCUUUGAGAUUCGGGUUUUGGUAAAACCCGACUCGUUCCUGGUAAUUUUUUUAAUACUGUAUUUUACUUGCAAAUUAUUUUUAAAAUUAUUUUUAAACAGAUGUUAGUCUGGACCCUUCAGGCUGUGGGGAGCCCCCCUGAAGCCAUGAGUGGAGUGCAGUGCAAGGGUCUGCAAACAGUACAUCAGUUUGAAGGCUCUGGACCUUAAUUUUUAAUAUCAGUAAUUCCCUUUUCUGUUGUACUCUUGCCUUUUAAAAUUUCUGUCUAGCGUUAUUACAGCAGACCGCUUUUCUGAGUUGAUAUGGUAAGACGCUUCCUCAUUUGCCUUGGGCAUCAGAUUUAGAUUUAAAUAUUUUGUUGCUAAAAAUAAUGAGAGGGUGCCCAGCUUUUCAGAAAGGGGCAGUGGAAGCAGAGGAAUUCUAGGGGUUGCCUUCCUGUGGCAACAUGCAAAAGUAAUGGGAAAGUGAUGCAUUCUUAACUGUUCUUUAAUAAAAUUAUCAGCUAGGAGAGCCAGCACCAUCUGACUAGCCAGUUCUCUGUCUAGUACAGUUUGAGAUCCACUACCCAAAAGUUAUUUGCACAUUUUAGAAAUAUUAUUCACAGAAACACAGGGCUGUGUUGCCCAUCCCUUUUUAGUAGAACUCCCAGACACAUUUCAAUGGGAAUGUCACAAUAGUCCCAAUAUAUAGGGCUCUUUAUAUCCCAACACAGGUUAGGGACAGAUUCUGAUACCCUUACCCACAUCGAGUGGCACUUUACUGUGCGUAUGCUAUGUUGAGAACUGCUCGGUGGUCCUGAUCUUCAGCAGGCGUGUGUGAUGCUGAUUUAUGCUAGUUGAAGACCUGGUCUGAUGUGAGUUAAGGUAUUAGAAUCCUGCACUUGUUCUCUUAACGAUCUAAUAUCUUGGAUCUAACAUUGUUUUUUUAUUUUAAAGAAGAGCUUAUUUUAAAGAAGAUGCUGUACACACCCAUAGUAAAAGACAGUUCUCCUCCUAGAAUGCUCAGACUCUAAAUAGACACAAUAGAGAAGAGAAACAAUGGGGUGAAGUGACAUGCCCAGUGUCACACACCAAGUCCAUGGUCAUUAGAAAUAAAACCCAGCCUGUCUCCCAAUCCUCUAGACCACAUAGUCUCCCCUACAUUAUAGUAGACAUACUAACCAUUAAAUGCAGCACUUCUGGCAUUGUAAACAUAAAAAGAAUUACAGGAAGGGUGGCUGGCAGAACAGAGAAAGCACAAGGGUGACAGUAACUUCACGUGGCUGCUCAGCAGCUACAUACCAGCUUGAGAGGUUUAUUCGCUUUCUUUUAUGUCAUAUCCUCUCCCCAGAACCUCACUUUUCAUGAAUCGGAAAGCAAAAGUGUUGUUAAAAAAAAUAGGGCUUUGAAUGUGACAAGGGGGUAGCCUGGAAGACAGGUUUGCGGAGGAGUAAUGACUUGGAGGCCAAAUCUGCAGUGAGGAUGUCUGAGUAGCUCUACUGAAGUCACUGGAGCUAUGCCAAGCCUCUAACCCUGAAGAGUUAAGUGAUGCCCUCAGGAGUGGGCCUCUUCAUUGGCAAUUGAAGGCAUAUGGGACAAACUCUUUUGUACGUUGGUAUUCCUGAUCAUCUACCCUCCAGGAGAAAUGGCCUGUGGUCUGGGAUACUCCCGUCAUGAAAAGAGGGAGGCGAAUAACUAACUUUGAAGUGGAAAAGGGUGAGGCUAAAAAAUCAGGAAUUGGAAAUUGUGGUCUCCAUACCAUGGGCUAGGGGGCCAGUGCAGCUGCAUUGUAAUCAGUUCUGCCAUGCCGAUUCUCCGCUGAUCGCCUCACCCAGUGAUCUCCUCUAUUCCAGCAGAAGAGGGAUGUGCUAAAACUGCCCCAGGUUAUGUUCAGCCACAGGUUUCCCAGCCUCACUAUUGUACCAAACCGGCUGUAUCGGAACAAUGAUAUGUUCGAGAUCCAAAUCUAGCUCUAAACUCUGCAGCUUGAGCCCACUUCUUAUUAAAAUUCUCUGUUGGUGACAUUAGUUACACAACCAUGCAAACACCGAAUGCCUCCCAAAUACUCAAGGCUAACCUCUGUUCUCUUCAACUGCACUGGUGUAAAUCCACUGAAAUAGAUUUAACACCACAUUUUACACAAGUGUAACUAAAAGCUUGACCCCCCAAGUUACCGAGCUGUUAAAAAUGGAAUGUUUUUCAGUACUCGGUAAACACUAUAUCCCAUACAGGCCAAACCUCUGUGCGUAUGUCUGCACUGCAUAGUAAACCUUGGCUGAGACUCAGCCCAAACUCACCUAACUCACCAAACUCACUGUCUACACACAGUGUCUUCUGACUUGCACCAGAAACCUCUCAGGCCUGCAGACUUGCCCAGGGAUACAGGUCUGAGUCCGAGGCCCACUGUGGCAUGGGUCCGUGGCCACUCAUUUUGCAAUGUGGGCUCAGCUGAAGCUCAGGACGCCAGGAUUAUGUUUGGAGAGUCCACCAACCCUAUCGCACAAUCCUCUAAUCUGGUGCAUCCCAGUCUUUCCUUCCGCAAUCUUCUUACUCAAUUCCCAGAACAGAAGCAAUCUCCGGAUUCAAAUAGAGCUGCUGGACAUUUAACCCUUCGUGUCCAUGUGGACAGCUCAACUGGCAACACCGUUCACCCUAUGGUGCGUUAGCAAUGGCCAGCACGGACACCGAGUCCUCCAUCCAGUGUGCUGUGUUUUGGAGGGCAAUUCUCCCUCCUCGUGCCCUUUGUAAAGCAAACGGUUUGCCACUGUUUCUCUCCGCUCUUCCGACAUGGCCCAAGAUUGUGAAUGUGGGUCCCAUCUUGUGCCCCAGUUUCCUGUGCUGGUACUACUUAUGUCAGAGGGUGUCUGCUCCAGUCGCUCCCAUGGCUCAGCUGGCGCCCUACUUUAAGCCGUCUCUCCCAUUUACUGGCUCUAUUCAUGGCAGUCUUCGUGAUGGCUUGAUGGUUAUCAUCAGUGGAACUGUUCUUCCUCCAUGUGACAGGUUCCAGAUAGACUUUCAGUGUGGAUCCUGCCCAAUUCCUCAAGCUGAUAUUGCUUUUCAUUUUAACCCACGAUUCGAAGAAGGUGGAUAUGUGGUUUGCAAUACUUUUGAAAGACAGACUUGGGGAAGAGAGGAGAGGAAAUAUGAAAUGCCUUUUUUUAAAGGUCACCCCUUUGAGAUUCGGGUUUUGGUAAAACCCGACUCGUUCCUGUCUCUCCCAUUUACUGGCUCUAUUCAUGGCAGUCUUCGUGAUGGCUUGAUGGUUAUCAUCAGUGGAACUGUUCUUCCUCCAUGUGACAGGUUCCAGAUAGACUUUCAGUGUGGAUCCUGCCCAAUUCCUCAAGCUGAUAUUGCUUUUCAUUUUAACCCACGAUUCGAAGAAGGUGGAUAUGUGGUUUGCAAUACUUUUGAAAGACAGACUUGGGGAAGAGAGGAGAGGAAAUAUGAAAUGCCUUUUUUUAAAGGUCACCCCUUUGAGAUUCGGGUUUUGGUAAAACCCGACUCGUUCCUGUCUCUCCCAUUUACUGGCUCUAUUCAUGGCAGUCUUCGUGAUGGCUUGAUGGUUAUCAUCAGUGGAACUGUUCUUCCUCCAUGUGACAGGUUCCAGAUAGACUUUCAGUGUGGAUCCUGCCCAAUUCCUCAAGCUGAUAUUGCUUUUCAUUUUAACCCACGAUUCGAAGAAGGUGGAUAUGUGGUUUGCAAUACUUUUGAAAGACAGACUUGGGGAAGAGAGGAGAGGAAAUAUGAAAUGCCUUUUUUUAAAGGUCACCCCUUUGAGAUUCGGGUUUUGGUAAAACCCGACUCGUUCCUGGUUAUUGUAAAUGGAAAGCACUUUGUGGAGUACAAGCACCGGAUUCCACUUUCCAAAGUGAACAACCUUAGUGUGUCUGGGGGUGUGGAAGUGGCAAUCAUCAGCUUCCAAGAUGCUACUCCCCCAGGUGCUUGGUGUCCUAGAUCAGCUGGCAUCACCAAUGCAGUUUUCCCACCUACACAGUUCGCUCCUGGAUCGACAUAUAGUCCGCAAACUUAUCCUGUGCCAUACCACACUUGGAUUCUUGGAGGACUUUAUCCAUCAAGAUCUUUCGUAAUAACAGGGACCAUUCCUCUUGAUGCUGACAGAUUCCAUGUCAAUCUGAAAUGGGGCAAAGAAAUUGCCUUCCAUCUAAACCCAAGAUUCCCUGAGAAGACCAUUGUCCGCAACAGUUUCCUGAACCAGUGCUGGGGGCCAGAGGAACGUGACUUGCCAAGUGGCAUGCCUCUCAGCCGUGGGCAGAUCUUCACAAUCUGGAUUUUAUGUGAAGCUCGCUGCUUUAUGGUGACUGUGAAUGGACACCACCAGUUUGCAUACAACCACCGAGUUCCUAACCUGCAGCAGAUAGACAAGCUUGAAGUAGAGGGUGAUGUUAUGCUGACCUAUGUUCAGGUUUAAAGAUGAAAUCCUACAUACAAUUUAUAUAACAGAGUCAGCUUCUGUGUACGCCUCCUAAAAUUAGCUGUUUACUAGGGAAUUUGCUACUGAAACUUAAUCAAGAAUCUAAUUCUUUUUUUUUUUAUAACCACUUCAACCUAACUAGCAACCCUGCUAUUUCUAGACGAACCCACGCUUUUUGUAUAAGCUUUUUAUAUGCUAGAACUUUACUUCUGUUCAGAUCAUAUUGUUCAUUUUUUUAAGCCUUUUUACUACGAUAAUACUUAGAUUCCUUAAUUUUGUAAGUGAAUAAUCAGGGAUCUGUGCAUUAAACUUAAUACUAAAACA
Molecule: messenger RNA, 5053 nt
Organism: Chelonia mydas (Green sea turtle)
Lineage: Eukaryota; Metazoa; Chordata; Testudines; Cheloniidae
Gene: LGALS9
Product: galectin 9
Exons: 17
Coding region: 2966-4726 (586 amino acids)
Biological process (GO): negative regulation of CD4-positive, alpha-beta T cell proliferation; negative regulation of type II interferon production; positive regulation of gene expression
Cellular component (GO): nucleus; cytosol
Molecular function (GO): galactoside binding; carbohydrate binding
Source: RefSeq, a predicted model, not a curated record